Messenger RNA from Armigeres subalbatus, 869 nucleotides. RefSeq lists its product as uncharacterized. The record is from RefSeq and is a predicted model, not a curated record. NCBI's taxonomy places the organism in Eukaryota, Metazoa, Arthropoda, Insecta, Diptera, Culicidae. The transcript has 2 exons. Bases 116 to 814 code for a protein of 232 amino acids.
GAUUGGGGGUGGACAAAACUUUAAUUUGAAAUUGCCACCAGUUUGAGGUCAGUCAAGUUGAAGCCUUCUUUGGGAGCGGAUUGGAAAUUAGCAUUCGGCUUAAAUCAAACUAACAAUGAAACUCUUCUUGUGUUUAUUGCUGGCCAUCGCCGGACAGUCCAUGGCUCAAAGCCAGGAUGAGUUCGUCGAAUAUCUGCUGGAAAUCCAGGCUCAGGCGGAAACUGUUCAUCAGCUGAUGGAAGGUACAUUCGACAACGUCCGAUUCACCAUGAGCGACCAGUUAAUUGACCUGAACCGUGAUUUGAUUGGCCGCAUGAACUCCGCUCUCGAGGAAAUCGAACAGAUCAAGGAAGAUACCGAAGAGUUGGUCAGCGGAUCUUCUGCCCAGCAGAUUUGUCUGGAUGUGGCAACCGCCAACUGGGAACUCGAAAUUGAAUGGGUGGGACAGGCUCUGCAGCGUUGCGCCAGCGAGGCCAACCUGGACAUCACUGGAGCCACUGCCAAUGUGCACAGUGCUAUCGAAGAAGCUCAGGUCCAGUCCACCGAACUGCAGAACAUCGUUGUCCGCGGAUUCAUCGACUGGAAUGCCAUCGACUACACCGAGUCGAUCUCGACCAUUGUGGGUGCUCAGAUCACUCAGAAAUACGAAUACUUCCAGCAGGUUACCCAGCCCUUCCUGGAACAAAACCUCCAGCAAAUCUUCAAUUUGAGAACACAGUCGCUGCCACGUACCUUCACCUGCGUCGACCGUGGAGUGGAACGCUUCAACAACUACGCUCGCGUAAUUCGUGAUACCCUGUUCUUCUGUCAGUAAAGUGUUUUCUCUGUUGAUGUAUUCUCGAUUGUGAAAUAAAAAUAGUUACUAAAUA